GUGAAAAAGGGCAGUUGAGUUGAGUGGCAUAUGAUGCAUGGUAUUUAUACCGGGCAUAUGCUGCUCACUCCACCUCCCAACUCCCAACGAUAACCUUCUUUCUCUCCAUUAAGGCCUUGUACUCCUCACUCUCAUAAACCCACACAUUUCAGCACCUCAACUCUCUCUACUGCUAUUCAAGAAACAUGAAGCACAAUUUUCAAUCACUUGCACUUCUCAUCUUCCUCCUUGCCAUCCUUAUCAGCACCUCCGCCAGAGAAUUUGCACCAAAAGAAGGAGAAGUAGAUGAAAAGAUCAGCGGCAAGGGAUUAUCUGUUGAAAAGAUGGGCAGCACCGACUCCUUUGAUAAUCUGAUGGGGUUAGAGGAGUGUGAAGGUGAAGAUGAAGAGUGCUUAAAGAGGAGGGCUAUUGCAGAGGCUCACCUCGACUACAUCUACACUCAGCACCAUAAACCUUAAUCCAGAUAGAUACAUCCUAUGUAGAAAUAAAUUAAUGAAGGUGGUGUUCGUGUUAUCUGUAUUCCCACUCUUUGAAUUGGAAUUUCCUAUAAUUUCAAUUCUAAAUUAAUUACCCGAUUAAUUUAUUUAUUUUGAUAGAAGCGAUUAA
Messenger RNA from Sesamum indicum (sesame), 606 nucleotides. It is a transcript of the gene PSK3, whose product is annotated as PHYTOSULFOKINE 3 PRECURSOR. Gene Ontology annotation, cellular component: extracellular region. Gene Ontology annotation, biological process: cell population proliferation. Lineage: Eukaryota; Viridiplantae; Streptophyta; Magnoliopsida; Lamiales; Pedaliaceae. Gene Ontology annotation, molecular function: growth factor activity. The record is from RefSeq and is a predicted model, not a curated record.